AUGGCCGCCAGAGCUCCCGCAGGCCGACCUGGCCCAGGCGGCAGGUUUGCCCAAUUCAAACUUGUGCUUCUCGGUGAAUCUGCUGUAGGAAAGAGCUCGUUAGUCCUUCGGUUCGUCAAAGAUCACUUCGAUGACUAUCGCGAGUCCACAAUCGGUGCUGCCUUCCUGACACAGACGAUAUCACUGGAUGAGAACACGACGGUCAAGUUUGAGAUAUGGGAUACUGCUGGUCAAGAAAGAUACAAGUCAUUGGCACCCAUGUACUACCGAAAUGCCAAUUGUGCUGUAGUUGUUUACGAUGUCACCCAGGCCGUACGUUUCAUUCGCUUCUUCUUCUUCGUCGUCGUCAUCGCUGAGAUUAUCAUCGCUAAUGUUGUCAUCCAGUCAUCACUAGACAAAGCCAAAUCGUGGGUGAAAGAGCUGCAAAGACAAGCCAAUGAGAACAUCGUCAUUGCCCUUGCCGGUAACAAGGUGGACGUUGUCAACGAACACCCCGAUAAACGCGCGAUUCAGACCGCAGACGCAGAAGCCUAUGCCAAAGAGGCAGGUUUACUUUUCUUCGAGACCUCAGCCAAAACCUCGACCAACGUUCGUGAACUAUUCACGGCUAUUGCCAAAAAACUCCCUCUCGACCAAGCAGGACCUCGCAGUUUGAGAUCGAACCCCCGACCAGGAGUAGACCUACGACCAGAAUCAACCGGCACUCAAGGAGCAGGAAAUUGCCAAUCUAGCAGGCGCAAGGAAAGGGAAGGCCGUGGUCGGGGCGGGAAGCUGGAUAAGGAUGGUUUUGGCGAUCACAAUUGGAUCAGGAGAGAUAUCUGGAAGUUGAACUCGAGACCGGGGGAUCCGACCACCGCUGGACCAGACACACUCAAGACAAGCAUCGAGAAGAAACACGGAGACAUGAUCUUUGUUUUCGUCCAUGUUCAAGACCGCCUUUUUGUGGUAUACUAUCCUGAAGGGUUUUUUGGAGAGCAAUCCGGCGGCCGCCGGCUCUUGUUUAUCGACACAUUCUAA
Molecule: messenger RNA, 1017 nt
Organism: Rhinocladiella mackenziei CBS 650.93
Lineage: Eukaryota; Fungi; Ascomycota; Eurotiomycetes; Chaetothyriales; Herpotrichiellaceae
Exons: 4
Coding region: 1-1017 (338 amino acids)
Molecular function (GO): GTPase activity; GTP binding
Source: RefSeq, a predicted model, not a curated record